Nelumbo nucifera (sacred lotus) is the source of this 541-nucleotide messenger RNA. RefSeq names its product protein transport protein Sec61 subunit gamma. Lineage: Eukaryota; Viridiplantae; Streptophyta; Magnoliopsida; Proteales; Nelumbonaceae. The record is from RefSeq and is a predicted model, not a curated record. Gene Ontology annotation, biological process: intracellular protein transport; protein targeting. Gene Ontology annotation, cellular component: membrane. Gene Ontology annotation, molecular function: transmembrane protein transporter activity.
UGCAGUUGCAGGUGAUUCUCUUUCUCCUGGGAUCGCUUCCGAAUCGGUUCUUCUGUUGGAAUCAGUUCCUUUUCUUGAAAGAAAGCAAUGGAUGCCAUAGAUUCCGCCAUCGAUCCAUUGAGGGAGUUCGCAAAGGACAGCGUUAGGCUUGUCAAGAGGUGUCACAAACCAGAUCGCAAAGAAUUCACUAAAGUUGCUUUCCGUACGGCUAUUGGAUUUGUUGUUAUGGGAUUCGUCGGUUUCUUCGUUAAGCUCAUUUUCAUACCCAUCAACAACAUCAUUGUUGGAUCUGGUUAGGUGAUGUGGAGUUGUUACUAGUGAAUUUUGAAGUGUGGCGGAAGGAAACCAUAUCAGCGCCCAAAAUGCGCAAAUAGAGAUGCUUAACAUUAACAAGUUUAGAUUAUGGAUGUAACACCAUUCCUGGAUACAAUUUAAACAGAGUAGAGAUAAGACUGAUUUUUCCAUGCCCUUGCUUAAUGUGGAAAACUCUUAAUUUUGCAAAUCAAUUAGAUUGCAUUGUUUUCCUGUCUUGUGAUUGGAA